Molecule: messenger RNA, 1521 nt
Organism: Cornus florida
Lineage: Eukaryota; Viridiplantae; Streptophyta; Magnoliopsida; Cornales; Cornaceae
Exons: 2
Coding region: 1-1521 (506 amino acids)
Source: RefSeq, a predicted model, not a curated record
AUGGAUUUGGGAAAAAAACAUGGCGAUCCAACUAUUACUUUGAAGCUUGAUUUGAAGAAAGCAUAUGAUUCUGUUGAUUGGGAUUUUAUUCAGAAAGUGUUACAAGGACAUGGGUUUAGUGACAAAUGGAUCAAAUGGACUAAUGUUUGUAUUAAUUCUCCAAAAUUCUCAGUUCUGUGUAAUGGUGUUCCAGCUGGUUCCUUUUCUGCUUCCAGAGGUAUAAGACAAGGCUGCCCUCUCUCUCCUUUGUUAUUUGCAUUUGUCACAGAAUACUUCAGUAAUUUGAUGGAGACUGCUAUUGUUGAGGGUAAGAUCAAAGUGUCAAAGGCUGUGUCACAGAAAAAUAUGAAGAUCUCUCAUACUUUUUAUGCAGAUGACUUAAUGGUGGUCAAAGCAGACAUUCCUACUGUCAAAGCUAUUGAUGAGCUUCUCCAACAGUUUAAAGAAGCCACCGGACUUCAGGUAAAUAAAGAGAAAAAUUCUGUUAUUUUCUCUAAAUCUGUCAGAGGUAGAAGAAGGAUCUCCAACAUCCUACGAUUUCAAACUGAAAACUUUCCUUUCAAAUACCUUGGCUUACCUUUGUCUAACAACAAUUUAAGAACUGGUGAUUUCAGAAUGCUUGUGGAUAAAAUUAAUGGGAGGUUAACUCAUUGGAAUACCAUCAAUCUAUCUAUCGCAGGAAGGAUUGAAUUGUUGAGGUCAGUUCUUUAUUCUUAUCUGUAUCACUGGGUUUUUGGAUUUAAAAUUCCUUGGGAGGUCAAAGUUGAUUUAGAAAGGAGAUUCAAAUGUUUCUUGUGGAGUGGAAAAUCAGAUGUUAAAAAGAUUUCUCAGUUGAAAUGGAGUCAGGUGACCUUGCCAAUUUCAGAGGGAGGCUUUGAUCUUAGAAAAAUUCAAGACAUAGAUGUGGCUGCCAAAAUGACUUUAUGCUGGGAUUUUGUUCAGAAAAAGAAUAAGACGUGGAUUCAGUGGUUGCAUGCAAGGUAUCUUCAAAGAGUGUCUUUUUGGAAUGUUGUUCCAAAACUUACUGAUUCCCCUAUUUGGAAACAAAUUCUAGGGGUUAGACAAUUGAUUUUACAAAACUUAAGUUCAGAAUUGGAGAUGGGCUACAGUUCAGGUUCAGAUAUUAUAGGCUGGAAAACUGGUAGUUUCUCUCUGAAGGCAGCUUGGAAUUCAUGUAGAUUCAUAAACCCAACUUUGAAUUGGUGUGAUCUCUGUUGGAAGCACUGUAGGCCUCGAAUAGCAGUGGUGGUGGGCAUUAUUUUACACAACAAGAAUUUAUCCUUGAUUAAUUUGCAAAAACGAGACAUCACUAUUACUGCUAUAUGUCACAACUGUACGAGGAAUGUGGACUCCAAUGAUCAUCUUUUCUGUACUUGCAACUAUGCUCAACAGGUUUGGCAUGAGAUUUUUUCCCUUCUUCACAUUGAUAAUCCACAUUGCAUUUCUCUGAUGCAAAUGGUGGAAUGGUUUGGACAGCAGACCACUACUGAUUCUAAAUUUCUACCAAAUCAAAAGUGUUGA